CCCCGAUAUCUGGCCACUGACAUUUCUAGUAAUGUUCAAUGGUCUGCGCCCGCCACUCCUCAUAUAUAACUAAACACUACACGCCUGCACUGCACACCUACAACCCAACAAAGUUGAAAUCUCCCCACAAACAUAUAUUCAUAAAUCCCAGUCCAUACACCACUUGAAACACUCCACUUCCAAUACACAGAACAAAAAUGACCGAAACAAGCCCAAUUUACAACACCAUCUCCGCCCUCGACGCCGAAGACGAAGCCGCCACCUACAACACCACCGCCACCCCCGACGAAACAACAACCGCCUACGGCGCCAGCGCAGCCCACAGCGCCGCCACCAUGGAGGAGGGCGACAACAAUAAGCCCGCCACCUCCCAUCUCGCGAGCCAUGUCUCAAUCCAGGACUCCGACCCCUCUGACAUCCAGUACCAGGCCUCGUCUGAGGAUGGGUUGGUGCGGCAUCAUCGGCGCGAGAGGUCGACGGCUGGCGGUGUGUAUCUGCUGCGGGAGGUGGAGGAGCGCGAGGGUGGGUCGAGGCAUGUGCAUCGCGAGUAUGAGAACCCGGGGACUGGGGUGAGUUAUUUGCGGGAUUUGCGGGAGUUAGAUUGUUUAUUUCAGGUACCUCAGGCUAUCUUAAUUUCUGGAUGA
This is a messenger RNA of Aspergillus homomorphus CBS 101889, 644 nucleotides long. RefSeq lists its product as uncharacterized. NCBI's taxonomy places the organism in Eukaryota, Fungi, Ascomycota, Eurotiomycetes, Eurotiales, Aspergillaceae. The record is from RefSeq and is a predicted model, not a curated record. The transcript is spliced from 2 exons. The coding region runs from base 198 to 644 and encodes 148 amino acids.